Messenger RNA from Aureobasidium vineae, 1551 nucleotides. Lineage: Eukaryota; Fungi; Ascomycota; Dothideomycetes; Dothideales; Saccotheciaceae. The record is from the annotation of a GenBank genome assembly.
AUGUUGCGGCCAGCGACUCCGCUUUCUAUCCUGUUCUUCAUCGCCUUUGUCUUGCUGUUGCUAAGCACCCUUUCGACGCCCAUUAUCCAGGCCAUUCCUUUGGCCCAGUUCGAUGGUGUCGACUUUGGAGUCUUUGGCUAUUGCCAGAAUGGAAAAUGCAGUGGCAUGAGAGUUGGAUACGACACAGGUACGCUGCAUCUAUCAAGCUGCGCCGAUCACCCUUCUCUGACUCCGUCCUCUNNAGAUAAACUAUUUUCAGCCGCCGACAACAAUGAGUUCUCUUUGCCAUCCAGCACUCGAGCCUCGCUCUCGUCCAUUCUCAUCGUCCACCCUGUCGCAGCCCUCUUGACGCUCAUUUGCUUCGCUCUGGCCGUGGCCGCUCAUUUCCACUCGCCUGCCCACUCUCCUCGCUAUCUUCUGGCUCUGCUCAUCCUGACAUUUCCUACCCUGCUGGUUGCUCUCUUGGCUUUCCUGGUCGAUAUCCUUCUGUUCGUUCCGCACAUGCAGUGGGGAGGAUGGAUUGUUCUGGCGGCCACCAUUCUCAUCAUCGCUUCUGGUGUUGUUACUUGCGCCAUGAGAAGGACUCUGGUAUCAAGAAAGGCUCGCAAGAAGCGUAUCGCUGAGAAUGCCGAGAUGAACGGCGCAAACUACUACAACAACAUGCAGAACGAGCGUCUGAUGGCCGAUGAGCUGCCCAGAGCAGACAGCCCUCCGCCAAUGAACGGCACUUUCGACAACUCCAAGGAACCUCAAUUUGCGUCGUUCGAAACCAAGAGCAAUGAGAGGAGAAGCGACGACCGUGCUCCGCUCAACCCUAGAGCGCCAUCUCUCAGAAGCAACGGUACAGCUCCUAGCACACGCCCAGUGGACGACGAACUCCCGCCCAUGCCUGUUCAGCCCGCAGAUCCUUACAAUAUGCAGCAAAACGCCAACCCUCCGGUCAUGUUGAUGCGCCAGACUUCUGAUGGCGCCCAUGAGCCUCAAAACCCAGACCGCAUGGGGCCUCCUCCUCCUGGCUAUGGACGUGGCAGAGGCGGCUAUCCUCCUCGUGGAGGCUACGGUCCUCCCAGAGGUGGUUUCGCACCUCGUGGCUCUUUUGGCCCAGGCCCGAGAGGUGGUUACGGUUCCGGCAGAGGUGGUCCUCAAGGUGUGNNAGAGGGCCACCUCCUCCUGGUUGGAACGGUCCACAAGGCAGGGAAUGGGCCCCGGUCCUGGUCCUGGCCCGAUGAUGAUGGGUCGUGGCCAGCGUGGUCCUCCCCAGGAUACAGCAACGAUCCCCUUCCUCCUCCCGGUGUUGGUCCAUUCCCUCGCAGAAACGGCUCUCCUGAGGACCCUGUUAAUGGCGAGAUCAUCGGCCAAGCUAUCGAAAUGGACGAAAGAACUGGAAGCCCGGCUAUUCAAUCACCCACUCGUUACGAACACGAAAUGCCUGGAAUGGCUGGCGCAGGUCAGCCCUUACCCCGUCCUCGCAGAGACAUCACACCCGUCAAUCAAAGACAGCCAAGCGGAGGUGAACCAGUUACUCCGUCAAGCAUCUACUCAGAAUCGUAA